This is a messenger RNA of Neocloeon triangulifer, 2541 nucleotides long. Its product is annotated as heparan-alpha-glucosaminide N-acetyltransferase-like. The transcript has 12 exons. The record is from RefSeq and is a predicted model, not a curated record. Bases 32 to 1831 code for a protein of 599 amino acids. Lineage: Eukaryota; Metazoa; Arthropoda; Insecta; Ephemeroptera; Baetidae.
GCAAUCAACUCGUGGGUCGGUUUCAGUCAAUAUGGAUUUUUACUCGUGGGUCGAGGGUCGCUCGCGCGAGCCCGUCCGCGGCCUUUACCUGAACGACCUGCGUCUUGACGAGGCCUUCCUCAACGUCUCUUCACAGCUAAAUAAGUCUGUUUGGGUUUAUUCUCAGCGACAACCAUGCUACAAAUGCACGCAGUUCUCACUGAUGGGCGAACUGGCUGCCCACAACUCAACCACCUACAAGGUCAGCUCCCUGUUUGACCUGGAGAUGCUGGUGCUCAAUCAAAAUCUGGGCGACACUUUCAAUUUGCCUGAAAACGGCACAGACCACCUGGAAUGCUCAAGCAACUUGAGUUUUGGCGAAUUCGGAAUCUACGACCUCGUCGUCUCUCCUGCAAACUCUGUGACCGCGUGUCGAUCAGAAACUGUUGUUCCACCCGUCAACAUUUACCUAGCUCUGGUUGUCGUAACGUUCAUGUCACUCGCUGGUCUGCUCCUUUUAUAUGGAUUGUACAUCCUGUGGAAUAUUUAUAAUGAGAGGUUCUUGCAAAAGAAUGCAAGACACUUGGAGUGUUUAGACGCGGAGAACAACAGUACCCUUCUUGAAGAAAUACAUAACAACAACAAUACACGAAAUUCUUCCAUCAACAAAAAAGAUACCAAAACGGUCAAGUUUAAAACGAGACUGCAUUCACUGGACGUUUUCAGAGGGUGCUGCAUCAUACCACUUGUAUUCUAUUUUGGUCACAAAGGUGGUUACUUUGCGCUGGAACACGUAGUUUGGGAUGGCGUCCCCGCUGCAGAAUGGCCUUUCCCAUGUUUCCUUUGGAUCAUGAGCGUGUGCAUUCCUUUAAAGAUGAAGUCCGAUUUGGCAAAGAAAGUCCCUAAGUCACGACUAAUCUUUGAGAUAACAAAGCGAUGUGUCCUUCUGUUUGCUCUUGGAUUAAUGAUCAACAGCGUCGAUUUUGGUGUGCAACUGGAGACUAUGCGGUACUAUAAUGUUUUGCAGCGCAUUGCAGUUAUGUACCUUAUAUCCAGCAUCCUUUUUGCUUUUCUCUGGCCACGAGACUAUAAGAAAUUUUCCGGAACUUACGGGGAUUUGAGAGUUUUGCUGCCACAGUGGUUGAUCCACCUGGUCAUUCACGCAAUAUAUUUGGGUCUCGUUUUUCUUCUUCCGGUGCCUGGCUGUCCAACUGGCUACUUGGGUCCUGGUGGUUUGAGCGAAGGUGGUAAAUAUUUCAAUUGCACUGGAGGGACCCAUGGAUACGUGGACAAACUGAUUCAUGAUGAGGCCCAUUUACUACAGGCUUCCACAACAAAGGACGUUUAUAAAUUCAAUGCGUUUGAACCAGUGGGGCCCUUCAGCACCUUACCGUCCCUUUUAACGGUGAUCCUUGGAGCGCAGGCUGGCGCAAUUUUGGUCAUGCACUCGGACUGGCACAGCCGAAAGUUGCGACUUGUUAUAUGGGGUGUUGGGUGCAUCGCUCUUGGCUUGACUUUGCAUCUAAAUGAAAUCAUUCCUAUGAACAAGCAUUUGUGGAGCACAUCGUUUUCUUUGGUGACAGGAGGAGCUGCAUUUUUGGUGUUGACAGUUUUCAUGUACCUGGUUGACGUGACCAGAAUCUGGAAUGGUUUUCCUUUGCUGCAACCAGGCAUGAAUUGUUUGCUUCUUUACGUUGGAAGCAGGAUCACAGCAGAUAUGUGGCCGUGGCACUUUGCUUACGGCAAAAUGGACACGCACUUUAUGAAACUCAUUGACUCAUGCUGGAGUGUUUUCAUCUGGGUUAGCAUCUCCGUUUAUUUAUAUACGAAGAAGGUUUUGUUAACUGCUUAGAUUUUGACCAAAUAAAAAUCAAAUAAAUCUCAAAAUGAUCUUUAUGGGAAAAGGUUAUGAGUGAAACAGACUCUGUCAAUGUGUUCUGAUCAUUUUAUAGCCUUUGACGAUCUUUUAAUAAUUUAUGAUUGAUGUUUUAUUUAUAAACCAUGAAAGGAUAUCACUGUACUGUAGGGCAUUAAUUAUUUUUAUUGCGAUUCACAAUAAAUCAAAAUCGGAAAAUCUCACAACUCGUGCGUUUUUCAAUACAAAUUUACAAUAAAUAUACACAGUAUUAUGAAAUGAGUGCAACAGAAAAGGCACAAAAUAUAUAUAAAUGGUUGGUGUAUUAUUUUCGAAUUCUGUUAAAUGGUUGUUAAGAAGAGGUUGAUAAUCUCUGUGAAUUUUGUAGGAUGCGCGCUCUCAAAAUCUUAAUUAUUACGCAAAAGGUAUUCCAUCUUGUAGUCUUUAGAAUUUGAUUGUUCUAUAUUUCCAUUGUGUUAAGGUACAAAAUUCUGUUUUUGUCGAGAAUUUUCUUUGUAACUCGCGUUUUCUUCCUUAUACAAGUCGUAGGUUAGUUUUAACAGUUUGCAUAAAUGUGUUAAACUCCACACCCUUCUCUUUAUUUCUAUAUCUCAAAAUGUAUCUUUAAUAAACUUGAUGGAAAUGAAAAAAUGACUUAUGCGGUCUUCCUUAAUGUUAUUCGCCUCUGUUUAAACUACCGAGAUCAA